Messenger RNA from Trichogramma pretiosum, 2751 nucleotides. Its product is annotated as A disintegrin and metalloproteinase with thrombospondin motifs 9-like. Gene Ontology annotation, molecular function: metalloendopeptidase activity. The record is from RefSeq and is a predicted model, not a curated record. Bases 500 to 2590 code for a protein of 696 amino acids. Gene Ontology annotation, cellular component: extracellular matrix. Gene Ontology annotation, biological process: extracellular matrix organization. The transcript is spliced from 12 exons. NCBI's taxonomy places the organism in Eukaryota, Metazoa, Arthropoda, Insecta, Hymenoptera, Trichogrammatidae.
CAGUAGUGUCCGUUUAGUGCAGUGCUUCGAUUUUCAAUUCAUUUGUUUCGUUUUUUAUUUAUUCAUUAACUAAAAUUUUGUUAGACCAAUUUGAAUUCGUUUGGACUGAAAUAUUUAGAAUUUUAUUGAUUGAAUUUCCUCGUGAUUUUAUAUGGGAAUUAUUAUAGUCGUGAAAAAUGUAAUUCUAGACAAAUCUAUGUCGGAUAAAUAAAAGAAAAUUUCAUUUGAUCUGAAAUAAAUUGUAUGAAUAAUUGUAAUGCUUUAAUAUAGUAACAAUUUUAAAUAUUUAUAAAAAUAUUCAACCAAUAAAUUUCAAAUAAUUACAGUUUUGAAAUAUAUAAGAGUUAGAGGUUCGUACCUUGACAUUUUUGUAUCUUCGCUUUUCUUCACUAAAAGAAAAACGUGAAAAUGAAAAAUUGACUCUCGAGGGAAGUACAAAAUAUCUGUAAUGUUUGGAUGACAGAAUUCACGGUGCCUAUAGAAGUGUAGAGCGUUUACAAUGUCGAGGGUUUAUUUGGUAUUAUUGCUAUUGAUCUGGUCGUCGUCGGUGGACGCGACCGAGCAGAUAGAGGCGAGAUUUUCGAAAAAGCUCGGCCAGCCCGGCUACUAUUUGAUCACGACGAUACCCGAAGGCGCCACGAGAAUCAACGUCACCGAGUCUCUGGAUACGCAAAAUUUUUUGGCUAUCAGAAAACAAAAUGGAAAGUAUUUAUUCAACGGACCAGGCCAGGGAAUCAUGUCCUCGGGCGCUUUCCAUCACUUCAAUACGACGAUCGUUUACCUUCGUCGCGCGGCUUAUCGACCCGAAAGUUUUUACGCUUCGGGUCCGUUGAACGAGUCGCUGGACGUCAUGCUCUUGUACAACAAAGGUAUGCCGGAUGUUUUCUACCAGUACGAGUUACCGGUCACUUUUGACAUUCCGACUACUCGGUCUUAUCGCACCAAAGGAACGACCAAGUCGAUGACCCUACCGAGGCCGCGGACGACUCAAGCAGUGAGUACUUUUUUGGACAAUACGAUGCUUAGGGAUCAGACUCGAAGCUCCACUCGCGGCCCAUUCAGAAAAAAAAGAAGAUACGACUGGAAGAGCUUCGGGUACAGUGAAUGCAGCAAACCUUGCGGGGGUGGCGUUCGAAAGAAGGUAGUUAUUUGCGUGAGGCUAAGGUCGACUAGACACGUGGAGAACACCAGGUGCGAUCCCGCUAGGAAGCCCCUCGUCAAAAUACUCAAGUGCAACAGCCAUCCAUGCCGACCUCGCUGGGAACUCGGGCCGUGGAGCGAGUGCUCGGUGAGCUGCGGCAACGGCACCAGAAGCCGCCCGCCGAUCUGCCGACAAGUGAUAUCCGAUACGGUCAGCAUCACGGUCAACGACUCGCUCUGUCCGGCUUCGGCCAAGGCCGACCUCGUCGCGCCCACGGAGAUCUGCCUCAUGACCGAUUGCAGCAAGUACAGUACCACCACCAGUGCCAGCAUCAUCAGCGUCGUCGAGCCGUUGGUGCUGCAGUCGAGCAGCAAUAUCGUGACGACGAGGCGAUUCGUUUCGAAGACGACGAAGGCGGAGCUGUCCCGAUGGAAGGUCGGCGACUGGUCGCAGUGCUCCAAGAGCUGCGGCAGUGGGAGCGUGCGCACGAGGCCGGUGACGUGCAUCGCCACCAGCUCGUCGGGAGCUGGUGACUGCGACCCGGCCGAGAGACCAGCUUCCGAGGAGAAGUGUCUGGUUAAGGCAUGCGACAAGGAGACUCCGAACAGCAACGAAUUGCCCUCGGCUGGCGUUGCUGGUAGUGCAAGUAUUGCCAGUGGCUCUUGGCUUUACAGCGAUUGGCCGGAACAGUGCUCGGCCGAAUGCGGCACCGGAAUAGUGCAUCGCAGACUGUACUGCGAGUCCAGCUCGAAGGAGCUGUGCGACGAGAGCAAGAUGCCGGAGUUCAACAAGACCUGCUACGGUAGCAGCAGCCAGUGCGGCGGACAGUGGUUCGUCGGCCCCUGGACCAAGUGCUCCUCGAGCUGCGACACGGGGAUACAAACGAGGGACGUCGUCUGCGUCUCGAGAUCUUUGGGUAGAUCGAAGAUAUUCGAGAAUGAAAACUGCCCCCCGGAUUCGAAGCCGGACACGAUCCAGACCUGUCAGGGGCCGCCGUGCAACGCCACUUGGUUCAUGUCCGACUGGACUGAGUGUUCGCAGAGCUGCGGCGGAGGAGUUCAGAGGAGAGAAGUCAAGUGUAUCGUGCCGGACGGCACGCCGACGAACGAGACCCAGCAGCUCGAGUGCGACGCGAACAAUAGGCCGAUCGGCGAGAGAAGCUGCAACGCGAUAACUUGCAGCAACAAUCCUAUCGCUCCGAUUAACGAGACGAAAAAAAAUUCCACCGAUUCCGUCAACGAGAAGCAGCCCAUCGUCGCAGAGAAGGUGUGCCGCGACGUACUGCCGGACUGCGCCCAAAUCAUGCAGAUGAAGAGCACGGAGAAGCCCUGCAAGCAGUCGGCCUACCGCGUGGGAUGCUGCCUGACCUGUCGCCAGAAGCGGCUCAUGCAUCAAAUCAAAGUGGCGAAUCGCAAGAGCAACGGCUCUGCCAAAAACAGCCUGGAGUGAAUGGGGUGCGCAUCGUUCGGGACGAGCAACACCCCCUGUCGGAGCAAAUAUCUUACCGAUGAUACUGAUACAUAAGUUGUAUACGACUAAGUUUUUAUAAUUAUACACUUUCCUAUUUGUCAAGAUUUUUUAUAAAAUUUUUUUUUUUUUAAUAAAGUUAA